Molecule: messenger RNA, 655 nt
Organism: Anopheles merus
Lineage: Eukaryota; Metazoa; Arthropoda; Insecta; Diptera; Culicidae
Exons: 3
Coding region: 176-547 (123 amino acids)
Source: RefSeq, a predicted model, not a curated record
GUGUCAUCGAUGCAUCGAUGCGCGCCGUUUGACAACACCAGGAGGUGUGCAGGCGGAGAAGAUGGCUGCACAGCCCAGUAGACAGCAACCUAGCAUCUAGCGUGUGUGUGUGUGUGAAAUGUAUAGUAGAAGUGGGUAAAUAAUAAAACCAACCUGGGGCAGAGGUGCGGCACAGAUGGUGAAUCGUUCGGGAAGUGGUUCGGGCCCGUUAUCGUACACGCUUUACACUUUCCGGUCGGUAUGCAUUUUAUUAUUUGGCUUGCAGUGGCCAAAGGUAACGAAAUUGAAAAGUUUAUGCAGCAAAAUCGCACGCCACAAAUCGAUCCACUUUCCAUUGCCAUCGGCGGCUGAAGACAGAACAGUGACGCAGAUAAUGGCAGUGGAUCCAGUCGAUUCAGCCAGAUUCGGUGAGGUGAGAAGCUGCAAGCAGGGAAGUUGGGGAAAAACAUUCACCACAAAAGCAUCGAUUGGACGCGGCCCAACCCAAUCCAGCCAACAAAGGAGGCCGGUAAACCGAGUAAAACGAUGGAAAGCAAAGUGUGCGUGAAAAGAGAGAGAGAGAAAGCUCACAGCGCAUGUGAACGAACGAGAAGGAUAAUGGCAGAAAGCGCAUGCAGGGCCGCAACAGGGAAUAAAUCACCGAAUAAACCAGAAC